Messenger RNA from Bicyclus anynana (squinting bush brown), 2278 nucleotides. Its product is annotated as coiled-coil domain-containing protein 112-like. NCBI's taxonomy places the organism in Eukaryota, Metazoa, Arthropoda, Insecta, Lepidoptera, Nymphalidae. The transcript has 9 exons. The coding region runs from base 110 to 1369 and encodes 419 amino acids. The record is from RefSeq and is a predicted model, not a curated record.
AGUCCUUAGUGACGUUCUCAUGUUUGAUCGAUAUUGGUAAUAAAUUAUUUGAUAACGAAUUAUAUUUGCAGAAGAUAUCGCUUCAUUUUUAUGUAACAAAUAAAUUGUAAUGAGUUCUUUGAGUUCUAAUUCUGUAAGUAGUAGAGGUAGCAUAUCUGAUAAUAAUUUUAGUUCACAACUAAGAAGAUUAAAAAUACAGGAAAGUGUGUUAUCAGCCAAUGUAAAUAAAUGUUUUUUAUUGAAUUCUGAAGAAAAUGAUGGUUUUAAAAAAAAUAAUAAUAAUACAUUAAUGAAGAAAUAUAUUUCUAAUCUGAAAGACAACUUUCAAGAAGUAAAAAAUUUGUUCGAAGAGAUAGCUCUUCAGACUAACGACCAACAAACCUUUGAAAAUACAGAUAUAGAUGAACUAAAGAGAAAUAUCCUAGAACUAGAAACAAAAAUAAGAAACAUGAAACAAUUUAUUAACAAUGAAUUAGAAGUUUUAAAAAAUGAAGAAAUUACUCUAAUGGAAAAGCCGGAAACUUCGCAUACAUCUAUAAAUGAAGGAAGAAAAUCGAUGAAACACAAUGUAACUCAACGAAAAGGAUAUAACGAAAUUGUACCUAGCCCAGUACGAGUUAUAAUUAAUUCGCCAUUUAAAUGUUUAGAGGUGCAGCAAUUUCAAGAUUUUAUGAAGAAAAGUCCAAAUCGGUAUGGUGGCUGGAACGAAUACAAUCAUAACAUUUUUGUACAAAUUUGGAAUAAAUAUUAUGGAGAAAAUAUAAUGAUCGCAGUAAAAUCAAUUGAAGAUUCGUUUUCAUAUCAAGAUUUCAAGGAAGAGGUCUUACAAAAGGUCUCAGGUACUAGUUUGGAUUGUAUUGAUUCACAUAGUAAAUGGUAUUCUGAAUACCUUAAUCUCAAAGUAAACCAGCAAAAAGCUCUUAAUAAAUGGAGGGAAAAUAAAAGAAAAAUUAGGCCAACCCGAAAGGUUCCAUCGAUACAAAUCGAAUCUCCAAAUAAUAGAAAAAUACAAAGUUCGCCAAAUUAUGGCUCUGCUUUAGACCGAAGUGUUGGCAAUGAAAGAAACCAAACACAAUCUGAUACAUUUAUCGAAAGUAGAGUGGACGAAGAUGACAUUUAUAGAUAUCAGAAAUACAAUUCAUUAAAUGCUUUAACAAAAACUGGCAAUGAAAGUACUUCAGGAAAAGGUCAAAGUGUCAUUAAAAAACCAAAAAUUACGAAGCUAGAUAUAACGAGAUUACUUAAACCUACUAAACAGAUGUUAAUAACUCAAAAAAGUGAAAAGGGGACUUACGAAUUAAACAAAUGUGUAGAAAAUAUUGCCAAAUUGCGUACGCCAUUAUGGAGAUUGAAUUUGCGUGAAUACUGAGAAGCUGUCAUCCAGUUAGGACUACAGCUAGAGUCCUUUUCAUGAAAGAAGUCCUGCGGCUAAAAUCUGAACUAAAAUUUACAGCGCUUUAAACAAAUGACAAUAACACCGCCAAUAACAAAUGACAUGACUAUGAUAUUAGCACUUCGUCUGGGGGACUUCUUUCAUGAAAAGUACUUUAACUUGAUAGUUGAUACUUUAUAUUUUGUUCUAUAAGUAGGACUAAUAAGUUCAUAAUGUAGAUAAAUUGAUCUGUUGAAUGUUGAAAAUAAUAUUACUAUCUAAUUAAAUUAAUAUAUUUGAUAAUACUCAAUCAUAUAGUUGUGGACACAAAAUAUAUUUAUUGGUGUUAAAUAAUUUCGAUGUGUGUUCCCCUAAAAAGUUGACGCGGCAAUUUUGUUCGUGAAUUUGGGUGCGAUACGAGUCUAUAUGUAUUUGGUCCGAGGUAGACGUACAUACAGAAUGGAAGUCUGUGUUCUCAGGACAUAGAGAAUUUGACUCAAUUGAUAUGACUAUAGUCAGAUUGAGUAGGUAUUUUAAACUAUGUAAACAAACAAAAACAGCUGACUCAGGUUUGCUCAACAUUUUAUCAUUAUUUACGAAUAUUAUCAUGAAAUAAAACUUCCUGUGGUAAACAAAUAUUUUUUUAAUUUUAUAUUCCUAUAUAAUAUAUCCUGUUAUUUAUCAAACAGAUAAUGCUUCACUUAUAUUAAGGGCCGUAGGCAAUAAAGAACUCUUAUAGUUUUGUUUCUUUAUUAUGUAGAAGCAAGCAUAAGGUUUCCUCGACAUAUUUAAACACAUUAAUCAAAACGGUUUUCUCGGAGGACGAUAAGGGUGAUUGAUUCGUACGUUUCUUUUUUGGUGACGGAAACAAUAGCAACGCGGAAUAACUGCUCCGGCUAGUACCAG